Podospora pseudopauciseta is the source of this 645-nucleotide messenger RNA. RefSeq lists its product as uncharacterized. The transcript has a single exon. The coding region runs from base 1 to 645 and encodes 214 amino acids. Lineage: Eukaryota; Fungi; Ascomycota; Sordariomycetes; Sordariales; Podosporaceae. The record is from RefSeq and is a predicted model, not a curated record.
AUGAGAAAUAAGCACAGAGCUGGGAAAACCAAUGCAUUAGGUACCUCACCCAUCAAACUUUGCCCGAGUGAGCCCCCGGUUCUUGCGUGCCUCUCAUUCACCUCACCGUCAAGAACCGUACACGACAUCUUCAGGUCAUCCCUACCAUUCAUUCCAAUGAACUUCUCAAAACGAUAUACCCUCCCCUCUCAUGCCCUUGUCCUCAACCUCCCACCCAGGCGUCCGAACCCUCUCCGCACAUCAACCCUCAUCACCGGAAACCAUCCCUCGCCCCCACCAUCCAGAAAGAUGACCUCCUUCUCCCUUCUCCCUCCCGGCCUGGAAAACCCUCCAAAACCAGCUCACCCACCACCCCACCUCCCCCUGGGGCCUCCACAUCUACCGCACCACUCACUCGCCCUUUUCCCAAACCGCCUGGCCAACCUUCCUCUCCCUCCUCCAAACAAACGUCAGGUCCACCCUAAGAGAAAUCUACCACCUCCCCUCCCUCGCCAGAUCCCACUCCCAACCGAUAUUUUCCGACUCGGAGAAAUACGCGGGGCUGGACACCCACGCGGUAAGAAGCCAUUUCGACAAGUGGGUGUCGUCGGAACAAGCUGUUCCCGAGGGAUCAUCAAGGUGGGAGUACUGUCUCACGGCGGAUGA